Messenger RNA from Harmonia axyridis, 7614 nucleotides. RefSeq names its product serine/threonine-protein kinase Tor (gene Tor). Gene Ontology annotation, biological process: protein phosphorylation; negative regulation of macroautophagy; TOR signaling. Bases 264 to 7511 code for a protein of 2415 amino acids. The transcript is spliced from 15 exons. Gene Ontology annotation, cellular component: TORC2 complex; nucleus; TORC1 complex. NCBI's taxonomy places the organism in Eukaryota, Metazoa, Arthropoda, Insecta, Coleoptera, Coccinellidae. Gene Ontology annotation, molecular function: protein binding; protein serine/threonine kinase activity; protein-containing complex binding. The record is from RefSeq and is a predicted model, not a curated record.
UUAUAAUUUCGUUUCAGAUUCAGAAUAAUUUAAAUGAAUACUCUUCAGUUUAAUUCAUCUCCGGAUAAACAAUUCAGCGUUUGAUUAUUCUAAUCAGCUGUUUUUUAUCAAUUGUUGUUUAUCAUGUCCCGAACAUUUGACAAUUGACUUCACCUCAAGUGUUUCGGAAAUUGUUAAAAUGCGUCUGUUAGUGUGUCAUUCAUGGACUAAGAAAAAAUAUAUAUUUUGUUAGUGGCUGUUAUCCAAGAUCCACCUACCUCAAAAUGUCUUCUGCCGCUAUGGAUAGUUUCAUUUCUGGAUUGAAAUCCAAGAAUGCCGAAACACGAAAUAGAACAGCAAACGACCUCUCCCAAUACCUCAAAACUGAACUACGUGAAGCAACUCCAGAUGAAAUCAACAAUUUCUGCGAUGAGUUCAAUCAUCACAUCUUCAAAAUGGUCUCUAGUCCCGACGUGAAUGAAAAAAUGGGUGGCCUAUUGGCUAUAAUGUGCCUUACUGGAGCCGACUUUGGUAACAUGACAACAAGAAUAUCCCGAUUUGCCAACUACCUAAGAAAUCUCAUUCCUUCAAGCGAUGUUGGCGUGAUGGAACUAGCAGCUAAAACGAUGGGAAGACUUGCUUUGGUAUUUUCAGGUUCCAAAGCUUCUGAAUAUGUUGAAUUCGAAGUCAAACGAGCGUUUGAAUGGUUGGGAAGGGAUCGUGUAGAGAGUCGGAGACAUGCGGCGGUAUUGAUACUCAAAGAAUUGGCCAUUACAGUUCCUACUUAUUUUUAUCAGCAAGUUUCUCCAUUUUUUGAUUCGAUUUUUUACGCUGUUCAAGACCCUAAGGCUUGUAUAAGGGAAGAUGCUGUUGAGGCCUUAAGGGCUGCUUUGGUUGUUACCGCUCAGAGAGAAACUGCAAGGCAAAACCAAAACCCUUUGUGGUACAAACAGUGCUAUGACGAAUUCUGCAAGCUCCUCAACAUUGACAAGGGCGAGAGGAUAAAGGAUGAACGAGUCCACGGCGCCCUGCUCAUAAUGAACGAGCUAUUGCGAUGUUCCAACGCAACCUGGGAAAAAAAAUACAAGAACAUGGUCGACAUCACAGAUCCCAGGACCAAGUCCAAGGACAAUGUGAUCUACAUGGACAAGAAGCUGCCGAAACUGAGAAGUUACAACCUGUUCGAUAACGCCGAAGACAGCAUCCCAAUUGUAGAAUCGCUGGUAUGUCAGCACCUGCUCAUGGAGAAAUUCGAGUACGUCUGCACGGAUGUGUUGGCACAGAGGGGAUCCAGGAGCGUCCACGUGCAGCAGACCAUACUGACGCUGCUGCCCAGAAUGGCCGCCUUCAACCGCAGGCUCUUCGUCACCGAGUUCCUCAACGUCUCCAUGAACCACCUGUUCGCCAUGAUAAGGGGCAGGGACAGAGACAGGGGCAGCUGCUUCGUGACCCUGGGACUCAUAGCCCUGGCCGUAGAAGACGACGUCGAGCCGUAUCUAGAGCGGAUAAUGGAAUUCGUGAAGAUGGCCCUGCCCAGGAUCGACACCCUGUCCAGGAAGAAGACGUACGUCGACUCCUCGAUCUUCAAGUGCGUCACCUUCCUGGCCCACGCGACCGACCGUCACGACAAGAUGGACGUGCCGAACCUGCUCGAGCAGAUGCUGUCCAGCGGACUCACGCCCUCGCUCACCAUCUGCCUGAGGGAGCUGGCCAAGAAGAUACCGCCGGAGAAGGAGAAGAUCAGCGUCGGCCUGCUGAAGAUGCUGUCCACGAUACUGCUCACCAAGGCGUUGGUGCAUCCGGGCAUGCCCGGUCAGCUGAUCAUGCAGUAUUCGGGUUUGGGUAACGUAAGCGAGACCAGCGACUCGCAGAUGUUGAUACUGGCGCUGAACACGCUGGGCACGUUCGAUUUCAAGAACCAGAACCUGGUGCAGUUCGUGCAGAGGUGCGCCAACUAUUACACCACUCAUGAGUCGCAGGACGUCCGCCUGGAAGCCGUCAAGACGACGUGCCGCCUGCUGAAGAAGAUCCUGCAGGCGCAGCCGGAAGAUCCCAACAAGACCGUGGUGGAAGCGGUAGCCAAAGUGCUGGAGCGUCUCUUGGUGGUGGGUGUGACCGACACGGAUCCGAGCGUUCGUUUCGGCGUCCUGACGUCGAUGGACCCCGCUUUCGACGCCGUGCUGGGUCAGGCGGACGUCCUAACCUACCUGUUCGUCGCGAUGCAGGACGAGGUGUUCGAGAUCAGGGAGGUGGCGCUCUUCAUCUACGGUCGACUGAGCACCAAGAAUCCGGCCUACAUAAUACCGUCCCUCAGGAAGAUCCUGAUCCAGUUCCUGACCGAGCUGGAGCAUUCCGGCCUGACCAGGAAUAGGGAGCAGGCGGCCAAGAUGCUGGACAGGCUGGUCGUCAGUUCUCCCCAAUUGGUUAGGCCCUAUGUGGAACCGGUGCUUAAGUCUCUAGUACCCAAACUAAAACACUGCGAUCUAUUAACGCCAGGGGUGACCCUCUCGAUGCUUUACGCUGUCGGAGACCUAGCCGAGGUGACCGGCGACGGCAACGAGCUCCAGAACUGGAUGUCCGACCUGAUGACCAUCCUGCUGGAGAUGCUCGGAGACGCGUCGGACUCCGACAAGAGGGGCGCCGCCCUCAAGACCCUGGGUCAGCUUGUGGGCGCCACCGGGCACAUAAUACAGCCCUACACCAGGUACCCGAACCUGCUCGACGUGCUCAUCAACUUCCUGAAGACGGAACAGCAGAGGUCCAUCAGGAGGGAGACGCUCAGGGUGCUUGGUCUGCUCGGCGCGCUGGACCCCUAUAGGCACAAGAUAAACAGAGGCGAGAUCGACUGCCAGCGCGAGACUCCAGCUCUAAUCGCGAUGGCGGACAAAAGCGAGGACGUCACCGACUUGACGUCCAGCGAAAUGCUGGUCAACAUGUCCCAGAACACCCUCGAGGAGUACUAUCUGGCCAUCGCCAUAGCCACGCUGAUGAAGAUCCUGAAAGACCCCACCCUGUUCCAACACCACACGAUGGUGGUGCAAGCGGUCACCUUCAUCUUCAAAAGUCUGGGUAUCAAGUGCGUGCCCUACAUACCCAAAGUAGUUCCGAGCCUGCUGAACGCGGCCAAGAAUCCGGACGUCGGGUUCAGGGAGUUUCUGUUCCAGCAGUUGGCGCAACUGAUCGUCAUCGUAAAGCAGCACAUCAGAAAUUAUCUGGACGACAUCACCGCCCUGAUUGACGAUUACUGGACGCCGGAGAGUCCCAUCCAGCCUACUUUGAUCUUGCUCGUGGAGCAUUUAGCCAUGGCCUUGGGUACCGAGUUCAAGGUGUACCUCCCGAACUUAAUGCCCCAGAUGCUAAGGGUUCUGAAUCACGACACGUCCAAAGACAGGCUCUACACCAUGAAGCUGCUGCUGAUGCUGCCCAGCUUCGGCAACAACCUCUCCGAUUACCUGCACCUGAUCCUACCGCCCAUCGUCAAGCUGUUCGACGCCAAAGACUGUCCGACCAACGUGUCCAAGCAGGCGCUGAAGACGGUCGAGGAGAUGGCGGAGAGCCUGGACAUGUCCGAUUUCGCCUCCAGGAUCAUCCAUCCGAUCGUGAGGAAGCUGGAGAACUGCCCGGAACUUCGGCAGCAAGCCAUGGAGACGACGUGCGCCGUGAUGCUCCGCAUGGGCAAGAAGUUCAACAUGUUCAUACCGCUGGUGCAGAACACGCUGCACAAGCACAAGCUGAGCCACCACAAGUUCGACAUCCUGGUGUCCAAGCUGCAGUCGAGGACCACGAUGGCGGACGACAUCGAUUUCCCGGUGGUGGGGCAGCGGACGAGGAUGAGGAACAACGACGUGGGCGUGACCAGCGACGCCACGCUGAACAAGAGCUUGAAGGUGUCGGAAUCGGAGCUGCAGAAGGCUUGGACGCCGGUCAGACGAGUGUCCAAGGAGGACUGGCUGGAAUGGCUGAGGCGGCUCAGCAUAGAGCUGCUGAUACAGUCUCCGAUACCCGCGCUGCGAUCUUGCCUGUCUCUGGCUCAGAGCUAUUCCCAAUUGCCACGCGAUCUUUUCAACGCGGCCUUCGUCAGUUGCUGGAACGAACUGAGCGACGCCAAGCAGGCGGAGCUUAUCGGCUGUCUGGAGAAGGCGCUCACCGUUCCGGACGUGCCGGAAAUCACCCAGACCAUACUGAACCUGGCCGAGUUCAUGGAUCACUGCGAUAAGGGACCGCUUCCAUUGGACCAGCACCUCUUGGGCGAACACGCCAUGAGAUCGAGAGCUUACGCAAAAGCUCUCCAUUACAAAGAGGAGGAAUUCCUGAAGAACCCCAACAGCACGGUGGUGGAAGCCCUGAUCUCGAUCAACAACAAGCUGCAGCAGAAGGAAGCCGCGGAGGGUCUUCUGCAGACCGUGGUGCAGAAGUGCGGCGAGACAGAGGUCCAGAUAAGGUGGCACGAGAAGCUGCACAACUGGACCCACGCCCUGGAUCUGUACAAGGAGAAACUGGAGAAGGAACCGUUCGAGCAAGAAGCUUGUCUAGGUACCAUGAGGUGCUUGGAAGCUCUUGGAGAAUGGAAAGAUUUGCAUGAUACGGUGGAGAAUAAAUUCGAAAAUUUGGAUGAGAACAACAAACACAAGGCCUGUAGGCUUGCUGCUUCGGCUUCAUUUGGUUUGCUUAAUUUUAGAUCGAUGGAAAGAUACGUCUCGAUGAUACCAAAGGACACACAGGAGGGCUCCUUUUACAGGGCCAUACUGGCCAUACAUAAGAACCAGUACGAACUGGCACAAAUUUACAUCGAUAACACAAGAGACCUCUUAGACACCGAACUGACGGCCAUGGCGGGAGAAUCUUAUCAAAGGGCAUACGGAGCGAUGGUACAGGUGCAGAUUCUGGCGGAACUCGAGGAGGUCAUGCAGUACAGGUUGGUUCCGGAGAGGAGGCCCACCCUGCAGUCCAUGUGGUGGCAGAGGCUCCAAUCUGGCCAACGGUUGCCCGAGGACUGGCAAAAGAUUCUGCUGGUGCAGUCUCUGGUAUUAUCACCCCACGAGAACAUCCACGCGUGGUUGAAGUACGCCUCUCUGUGCCGCAAGAACGAAUCGCUCAGGCUCUCCCACAAGACGUUCGUGAUGUUGUUGGGGGAGGAUCCAGAGAUAAACCCCGCCUUCGUCAUACCCCACAACCGCCCCUAUCUGGUUUAUGCCUACGCGAAACACCUUUGGACGGCCGAGAAGAAAGAAAGGGCUUACCAUUUGCUCGGGAACUUCGUCAAGGACUUCGUGAAGUCGAACUUUAUGGCUAACGAAAUGCUUCUGACCGACAAGCAAAACCUGCUGGCCAGGUGUUAUUUGAAGUUGGGCAAUUGGCAAGAGUCUCUUGAAGGUGUGAGUAAAGAUUCGAUAGCACCCAUACUGAAAUGUUAUCAACAAGCCACAGAUUUUGAUCCUUCCUGGUAUAAAGCAUGGCACGCUUGGGCCUACAUGAAUUUUGAAUCGGUUUUAUUCUACAAGAACAGACCUGAGAAUAGCAAUGAGAAGCAUUCUGAAAUAUCUUACGCUGUGCUGGCAGUUCAAGGAUUUUUCAAAUCCAUCAAAUUGUCCAGAGGAAGCUCCCUCCAGGACACCCUGAGAUUGCUCACCCUCUGGUUCGACUACGGCCACUCGUCGGAGAUCUACGACGCCAUGGUCGACGGCAUACGCCAGGUGGAGAAGAACACCUGGCUCCAGGUCAUUCCCCAGCUCAUAGCCAGGAUCGACACGCCCCGGCUUCUGGUGUCGCGUCUCAUCCACCACCUGCUGAUAGACAUCGGCAAGACUCAUCCCCAGGCCCUCGUCUAUCCCCUUACCGUCGCGACGAAGAGCAACUCGUCCCAGCGUCGCAACGCCGCCAACAAGAUCCUGAAGAGCAUGAGCGAGCACUCGCCCGUCCUCGUCAACCAGGCGAAAACCGCCUCCGAGGAGCUGAUCAGGGUGGCCAUCCUCUGGCACGAGAUGUGGCACGAGGGACUGGAGGAGGCGUCCAGACUGUACUUCGGCGAGAGGAACGCCAAGGCGAUGCUGCGGAUACUGGAACCGCUGCACGCCAUCAUGGACCGGGGACCGCAGACCCUCAAGGAGACCAGCUUCACGCAGGCGUACGGCAGGGAUCUGAGCGAGGCGCACAACUGGUGUCAGAAGUACAAGUCGACGAGCAACACGCGCGACCUCAACCAGGCCUGGGAUCUGUACUAUCACGUGUUCCGGAGGAUCAGCAGGCAGCUGCCGCAACUUACGUCUUUGGAGCUCCAGUACGUGUCGCCCAACCUGCAGGAGUUCAAGAAUCUGGAGCUGGCAGUCCCUGGCAGCUAUUCGCCCGGACAACCUAUCAUCAGGAUACAGUACAUCCACAGAUCUCUGGAGGUCAUAACGUCCAAGCAAAGACCCAGAAAGUUGAAGAUCAGAGGAUCCGACGGCAAGGACUACAUGUUCCUGCUGAAAGGUCACGAGGACCUGAGGCAGGACGAGAGGGUGAUGCAGCUGUUCGGCCUGGUGAACACGCUGCUCCUGAAGGACCCCGACACCUUCCGAAGGAACCUCACCAUCCAGCGCUACGCCGUCAUCCCGCUAAACACCAACUCAGGCCUGAUCGGGUGGGUGCCGCACUGCGAUACUCUGCACACCCUCAUUCGAGAUUACAGGGACAAGAAGAAGAUCCUGCUGAACAUAGAGCACAGGAUCAUGCUGAGGAUGGCGCCCGACUACGAUCAUCUCACCGUCAUCCAGAAGGUGGAGGUGUUCGAACACGCGCUGGAACACACCCACGGCGACGAUCUGGCCAAACUGCUGUGGCUGAAGAGCCCCAGCUCGGAGGUGUGGUUCGACAGGCGUACCAACUACACGCGAUCGCUGGCGGUGAUGUCGAUGGUCGGCUACAUCCUAGGUCUGGGCGAUCGCCAUCCUUCCAACCUCAUGCUGGAUCGACUGAGCGGCAAGAUCCUGCACAUAGAUUUCGGCGAUUGCUUCGAGGUGGCCAUGACCAGGGACAAGUUCCCCGAGAAGAUCCCGUUCCGGUUGACCAGGAUGCUGGUGAACGCCAUGGAGGUGACCCACAUAGAGGGCACCUACAGGAGGACCUGCGAGUCCGUGAUGAGCGUGCUGAGGCGGAACAAGGACAGCCUGAUGGCCGUGCUGGAGGCCUUCGUCUACGACCCGUUGCUCAACUGGAGACUGUUGGACUCCAACACCAGGUUCAAGUCGGCCGAGAUCGAGUCCGUGUCCUCGGGUUCGAUCCAGGACGCUGAACUUCUGGAACCGUUGAGCAUCAGGAAGGCGUCGCCGUCGUCAGAGUUCGCCGCCGCCGCGCCUCCCGGUUCCGUACAGCCGGAGGCGCUGAACAGGAAGGCGGUCGUGAUAACGAACAGGGUGAAGGACAAGUUGACGGGUAGGGACUUUGGGCCGGAAGAGGUGUUGAGCGUGCAGAAACAGGUGGAUCUGCUGAUCAGACAGGCUACGAGCAACGAGAACCUGUGUCAGUGUUAUAUCGGUUGGUGUCCUUUCUGGUGAAGUCCGGUGUUCGAUAGAAACGGUACAAUUUAUAUUAUUGAGAUUCGAUUGUUGUUUUUUUUUUUUUGUUUAUAUUUCGAAAUACACGUUUUUCUUAUUUCAA